UAAAUAUAUAUUUUUGAUAAAUUUAUUAUUAAAUAUAUAUGUAUAUAUAUAUUGUAAACAUAUACAUAUUUAUUAUUAACAAUUUUUUUAAAGUAAUGUAAAAAAAAAAAAAUUUCUGGGGAGAAUGUCUAUUAUACGACCGAGGAAUAUAUAAAUAAGGGAAAAUGGGUUGAUUAUAAUUUUGAAAAAAUUUUUAGUGAGUGAUAAAAAAAAUUUAGUUUUCCAAAUCAUUAAAAAAUUCGAUGAGUGUAAAAUUGCGUCGAAGUAACCGGUAUUCGAUACGAUACCAAUACAGAGUUUGAUGCCCUUGUCGUGGCAGUGAUCAUACGACUAUGGCCCCGUCAUCAACAACAGAAAGCAAAAGUGACUGUUGUGAAUCAACAAAACACCCACCGGAAAAUCUUAAGAAUGGUAACGGUAAAAAUAACGAAGAAAUUCAACUCGAGGAUUGCAAUGACACUGACAGUGAAGUGGAGGUGGAUAUGGUGGUACCACCAGAUGGUGGAUGGGGUUGGGUAAUUGUUGCUGCAUCAUUCAUGUGCAAUGUUAUUGUUGAUGGUAUAAUAUUUAGUUUUGGUACAUUUUUAGACCCGAUUGCUCAAGAAUUUAAAGUAUCAAAAUCGAGAGUAGCAUUUGCUAGUUCGUUACAAACUGGAUUUUAUUUAAUGGCUGGACCAUUUGUGUCGGCUUUAGCAAACAGAUAUGGAUUUCGAUCAGUAGCUAUUGUCGGCAGUUUCAUCAGUUGUUUGGCAUUCGUAUUAUCGUACUUUAGUACAUCGAUCGAAUUUCUUUAUUUCUCUUAUGGACUUAUCGGUGGAAUAGGUGCAGGAUUAAUUUAUGUACCAGCAGUAAUAACAGCUGGAUUUUAUUUUGAGAGAUGGAGAGCAUUAGCAACCGGUAUCGCGGUUUGUGGUUCCGGUAUUGGAGCAUUUAUUCUUGCGCCUGUAUCUCAAAUUUUAGUUAAAAAUUUUAAUUGGCGGCAAGCCUUACUUAUUCAAUCUGGAAUGUUAUUAAAUUGCGCGAUUUGCGGCGCAAUGUUUCGGCCACUGAAACCCUCGCGAAUAAAAGUUAAGAAGUCUGAAGUUAAUCAAGAAAGAAUUCGUGAAGAAGUUAAAAGCCCGCUGGUUAAUGGGAAAAGUGUUUCUACUCAUUCAUUGAGAGGCAGCCAACAUUUAGCGGUGGGUUGGAUUUUUGGGACAAAUAAUAAUGCUGAGUAUCCUACUGCCGCUCAAGUCAUCGCUAGUAAUCCAAAUAUUGUCAAAUCAAUCCACUCAGCACAUAAUAUACUAGGAUUGAAUGGUGAUUUACAGUUGAGUUCAUCGGAAAAAAGAUUGUCAGUGCCACUUUAUUCAGAUUUAGAUGUAACAAAGAGUAUUGAAAUUAAAAAAGAAGAAGAAAAUAAUUUACUUGACGUGGGUGACCUAGAAAAACUUAAUGGUCGAUUAUCUACAACAUUACAAGUUCGUCGACACACAAUAAGCGGUCGUCGUGAUCAUGGAAGUCAGUUAUCAUUAAAGAAAGCCGGAAGUAAACGUCAUCAGCCAACCUCUAAAGAUCCUCAACGACCGUUUUAUCGUGAUGACAUUUUUUAUGGCGGCUCGCUUGCACGAUUACCGCAUUAUAAAUCACAAUUAUCAUCAGUGGGUUAUCAUAUGUCUGUAACAAGAUUACCAACAACAACAGAUGUCGAGGAAGAAAAAAGUGGCCGAUGUUAUCUUUGUCCCGAGAGCGUAUCACGUAUUUUAGUGACGAUGUUGGACAUUCAACUACUAAAGAGUCCAUCAUUUUUUAUUCUCGCGAUCAGCGGUGGUCUAACAAUGAUGGGGUUCUUCGCACCAUUCACUUAUCUACCUGAUCGUGGUAUGUCUUAUGGAUUCGAUAAUGAAACUGCGACAUUUUUGGUAUCAACAAUUGGCAUCACAAACACGAUUGGUCGUAUUGUUUGUGGAACUUCGACAAGUUUGCCGGGUGUAGAUGCACUUGUUGUUAAUAACGUAUUAAUUAGUAUUAGUGGUAUCGCUACAAUUAUAUCAGCAUUAUCACAUUCUAAAGGAUAUCAAUUUUUCUAUGCUGCCGUCUAUGGAUCUAGUGUUUCCGCCUUUGCUGCACUAAGAUCCAUUCUUGUAGUCGAGCUCGUGGGAUUAGAGAAACUUACGAAUGCAUUUGGACUAUUGUUGCUAUUUCAAGGGGUAGCUGCAUUGAUUGGUUCACCGCUCGCAGGAAAGCUAAUGGAAGCUACUGGUAACUACGACGCGUCAUUUUAUUUAUCAGGUACCUUAAUACUCUUAUCAGCAGUUAUCUGUUAUCCACUUAAGAGAAUAAACGACUGGGAAAAGCAGCGUAACAAUGCCAAAUCAGAUAUUGAGAAUUGUUGAUUAUAUUUAUAUUUAUAACAAUUUAAAUUACUAGGCAAGACUGCUCUAUUGCUCUAUUGCAUUAUUAUUAUUAUUAUUAUUAUUAAUAAAUUUAUUAAUAUAGUCGUCAUUAGAAGGUAUUUUAUAUAAUGUGCGUGAUUUAAAGCACAUGGAGUCAAUAUAAUUGCAUUUAAUAUUUAAAUUUUACCGCCCAAUUAUUUUUUUGUUAUAAAUUUUAUUGUAAAUAUUUUUUUUUGUUUAUAAAAAAAUAUUUAUAUGUAAUUACAGUGAAUUGGGUCAAUAGUUAUUGAAUUUAAAAAUAAAUAUCCCAAUUCAUUUUAUUGUAAAUAUAUAAAUAUAUAUAUAUAAAAGUCUAGUGGAAUAUAUAUGACUUAUGAAAAUAAGUAACGAGUGGGCAUUGAGUAAAGCAUAAUAAUUACUCAUCAAGUCUAUUUAUCGUUAAUUAUACACCGAUUGCCAUAAUUAUUUAAUAGUUAUUAUUAUUAUCAAAAAAAAAAAAAUAUACAUAUAUACAUAUAAAUAUACAUGUUAUGUUACUAGAAUGAGUUAAUAAUUUUUGAGUAAUUGAGAUUUUAAAAUAGUUUGUAUGAAUAUUUGUAAAUAUUUAGUGAUUAAUAAUACAAAAAAAAAUGUUAUUUUUCCAAAGAAUUUCACGACUUUUCUUUUUUUUAUUUUAAUAUCCAAGGCUUGGGUUUGGGUAAAAAUUAAUGAGAUAUUUUGAAAGGUGAGAAAAUUCUGCAUUAAAUGAGUACCAACAUCGAUAUAUUUGGGUUUGAUACUAAUUAGGUCAAUAUGGUCAUACUAUAAUUUGAUGUAGGGGGGGGGGCUUAAAUUUUAAAUUAAAUUUAAA
Molecule: messenger RNA, 3225 nt
Organism: Microplitis mediator
Lineage: Eukaryota; Metazoa; Arthropoda; Insecta; Hymenoptera; Braconidae
Product: monocarboxylate transporter 14-like
Exons: 12
Coding region: 333-2375 (680 amino acids)
Biological process (GO): monocarboxylic acid transport; transmembrane transport
Molecular function (GO): monocarboxylic acid transmembrane transporter activity
Source: RefSeq, a predicted model, not a curated record